Musca domestica (house fly) is the source of this 585-nucleotide messenger RNA. Its product is annotated as ctenidin-1-like. The annotation marks the transcript as partial. Lineage: Eukaryota; Metazoa; Arthropoda; Insecta; Diptera; Muscidae. The transcript has a single exon. The record is from RefSeq and is a predicted model, not a curated record.
UGCCGCCGAGGUGAAAGAAGACUUUUCCGGAGUACGUCGUGCCCGACAUUUUGGGGGUUUGGGAGGUCUUGUAAUUGGGCUAGUGCAACCCAUUGCCCCACCACCGCCUCCGCCUCCGCCUCCGCCUCCACCACCACCACCUCCUCCAACAGUAAUUGCCACAGUUCCGGUUAUUGUGUACCAGUUCAUGUGCACUACAUUAGUGGUGGUGGUGGCGGCGGCUAUGGUGGAGGCGGCUACGGUGGUGGAGGCUAUGGUGGCGGAGGUUAUGGCGGCGGUGGUUGGGGCGGUAGUGGUUACGGUGGCCAUGGCGGCGGUUGGAAUGGAGGUGGUUACGGCGGCGGUUGGAAUGGAGGUGGUUACGGCGGCGGAGGCUGGAAUGGAGGUGGCCACGUUGGUGGCGGUUAUGGUGGUUAUGGCGGUGGAGGCUAUGGUGGAGGCGGCUAUGGUGGUGGAGGUGUUGGUGCAAGUGCUUCAGCUUCCAGUUAUGGUGGAGCAACAUUUGCCAAAGCCAGCGCAUAUGGAAAAUAAGUUUUAAAUCGAAAAUGAAUAUUUGAAACUAAUAAACAAUAAAUUACAAUGUGA